This is a messenger RNA of Columba livia (rock pigeon), 7063 nucleotides long. RefSeq names its product glutamate ionotropic receptor kainate type subunit 3 (gene GRIK3). Gene Ontology annotation, cellular component: presynaptic membrane; kainate selective glutamate receptor complex; postsynaptic density membrane. Bases 690 to 3449 code for a protein of 919 amino acids. NCBI's taxonomy places the organism in Eukaryota, Metazoa, Chordata, Aves, Columbiformes, Columbidae. Gene Ontology annotation, molecular function: transmitter-gated monoatomic ion channel activity involved in regulation of postsynaptic membrane potential; kainate selective glutamate receptor activity. The transcript is spliced from 16 exons. The record is from RefSeq and is a predicted model, not a curated record. Gene Ontology annotation, biological process: monoatomic ion transport; synaptic transmission, glutamatergic; modulation of chemical synaptic transmission.
GCUGCGCAGCCCGGGCUUGGCGCCCGCUUGGUACCGCCAACUCCAGCAGCCCCGACCCCCGGUACCGGCCCCAUCCCCGGUAUCCCGGCCCGAGCGAUGCUGCUCCGCCUCACCCGGAGCCCGAUGGAGGGGCUGUCGGGAACACAGGGGACAUAGAGGACACUGGGUUCCCCGGGACGGGGGGGGCCGUCGGGGCAGAGGGACCCCCGGAGCUGCCGGAGCCCCCGCGCCGCCGCUCCCCGGCCGCCUCCUGCCCCGCGCCCCGGGGGAGCGGGCGGGCACAGCGCGUCGGUGCCGGUGUGUGUCGGGGGUGUGUGUCGGUGUGUCAGCGUGUGUCGGUGUGUGUCAGUGUGUGAGGGUGUGUGAGGGUGUGCGGGCUCCACUCCGGGCUUUGCGCGAGCCGCGCGCAUCAGCGGUAGGAGGGGACAGAGCCGCUCCUGCGGGCGCACCGGCACCGCUCCGCAGGUGCCGCCCGACCGGCACCGGCACCGCACGGCCCGGCGCGGCUCGGCUCGGCGUGGCACGGAUCGGCUCGGCUCGGCACGCGGGACGGGCCGGCGCGGCCGCACUAAGAUGUGCCAUGAGCGGUCCGGCCUCGGCGCCGACCGGCCGCUCCGCCUGAGCCCCGGGCAGCAGCCGCCCGCUGCCCCGCUGCCCCUGGGGCCGUAGGGCCCGCGCCCUCCCCAACGAUGCCCCAUCUCUGGCCGGCUCUCCGCGGCGUGCUCUGGGAAUACUGGGCAGCGCUCCUGGUCGGCGGCUUCUGGGGCCAGUGCUCGCACGGGAUGCCGCAUGUCAUCCGGAUAGGAGGCAUCUUUGAGUACGCGGAUGGCCCCAACACGCAGGUGAUGAGCGCUGAGGAACAAGCCUUCAGGUUUUCUGCCAAUAUUAUCAACAGAAACAGAACUUUGUUGCCUAACACAACGCUAACGUACGACAUUCAGAGGAUACACUUCCACGACAGCUUUGAAGCGACUAAGAAAGCCUGUGACCAGCUGGCGCUGGGGGUCGUCGCAAUAUUCGGCCCUUCCCAAGGCUCCUGCACCAACGCCGUGCAGUCCAUCUGCAACGCGCUGGAGGUCCCGCACAUCCAGCUCCGCUGGAAGCAUCACCCCCUGGAUAACAAGGACACUUUCUACGUCAACCUGUACCCCGACUACGCCUCCCUCAGCCACGCCAUCCUGGACCUGGUGCAGUAUCUGAAAUGGAGGUCAGCCACCGUGGUUUACGAUGACAGCACAGGGCUGAUCCGGCUGCAGGAGCUCAUCAUGGCCCCGUCGCGCUACAACAUCCGCCUCAAGAUCCGCCAGCUCCCGCUCGACACGGACGACGCGCGGCCGCUGCUCAAGGAGAUGAAGCGGGGCAGGGAAUUCCGCAUCAUCUUCGACUGCAGCCACCUGAUGGCCGCUCAGAUCCUCAAGCAGGCCAUGGCGAUGGGAAUGAUGACGGAAUACUAUCACUUCAUCUUCACCACGCUGGAUCUUUAUGCAUUAGACCUAGAACCAUAUCGCUACUCCGGAGUGAACCUGACCGGCUUUCGGAUCCUCAACGUGGAGAACCCGCACGUGUCGUCCAUCAUCGAGAAGUGGUCCAUGGAGCGGCUGCAGUCUGCGCCCAAGGCGGAGCUGGGGCUGCUCGAUGGCGUCAUGAUGACAGACGCUGCCCUGUUGUACGACGCGGUGCACGUGGUGUCCGUCUGCUACCAGCGCGCCCCUCAGAUGACCGUCAACUCCCUGCAGUGCCACCGCCACAAAGCCUGGAGGUUCGGUGGCCGCUUCAUGAACUUUAUAAAAGAGGCCCAAUGGGAAGGAUUAACAGGACGAAUUGUCUUUAAUAAAACGAGUGGUUUACGGACAGAUUUUGACUUGGAUAUCAUCAGCCUCAAAGAAGACGGUCUCGAAAAGGUUGGAGCGUGGAGCCCUUCCGAGGGUUUGAACAUCACAGAAAUUGCCAAAGGACGGGGGCCGAACGUCACCGACUCGCUGAGCAACCGAUCUCUGAUUGUCACCACGGUCCUGGAAGAGCCCUUUGUCAUGUUCCGCAAGUCUGACACGGCCCUGUUUGGGAACGACCGCUUCGAGGGUUACUGCAUUGACCUGCUGAAGGAGCUGGCCAUCAUCCUGGGCUUCAGCUACGAGAUCCGGCUGGUGGAGGACGGCAAGUACGGGGCGCAGGACGAGAAGGGGCAGUGGAACGGCAUGAUCAAGGAGCUCAUCGACCACAAAGCCGAUCUGGCGGUCGCUCCUCUCACCAUCACCCACGUUCGGGAGAAAGCCAUAGACUUCUCCAAGCCCUUCAUGACGCUGGGGGUCAGCAUCUUGUACCGAAAGCCCAACGGGACCAACCCCAGCGUGUUCUCCUUCCUCAACCCGCUCUCUCCCGACAUCUGGAUGUACAUCCUCCUCGCCUACCUGGGGGUCAGCUGCGUGCUGUUUGUCAUUGCCAGGUUCAGCCCGUACGAGUGGUACGACGCUCACCCCUGCAACCCGGGCUCAGACGUCGUGGAGAACAACUUCACCCUGCUGAACAGCUUCUGGUUCGGGAUGGGAGCGCUGAUGCAGCAAGGCUCCGAGCUGAUGCCCAAAGCCCUGUCCACACGGAUCAUCGGCGGCAUAUGGUGGUUCUUCACCCUCAUCAUCAUCUCGUCCUACACGGCCAACCUCGCCGCCUUCCUGACGGUGGAGAGGAUGGAAUCCCCCAUCGACUCGGCAGAUGACUUGGCCAAGCAGACAAAAAUAGAGUACGGUGCGGUGAAGGACGGAGCUACCAUGACCUUCUUCAAGAAAUCCAAAAUAUCCACGUUUGAAAAGAUGUGGGCUUUCAUGAGCAGCAAACCCACAGCACUGGUUAAGAACAACGAGGAGGGAAUCCAGCGAACGCUGACAGCCGACUACGCGCUGCUGAUGGAGUCAACCACCAUCGAGUACAUCACCCAGCGCAACUGCAACCUCACGCAGAUCGGGGGGCUCCUCGACUCCAAAGGCUACGGCAUCGGGACGCCCAUGGGGUCACCGUACAGGGACAAGAUCACCAUUGCCAUCCUCCAGCUGCAGGAGGAGGACAAGCUCCACGUCAUGAAGGAGAAGUGGUGGCGGGGGAAUGGCUGCCCUGAGGAUGAGAACAAGGAGGCCAGCGCUCUGGGCAUCCAAAACAUCGGUGGGAUUUUCAUUGUCCUGGCAGCAGGCUUGGUGCUGUCCGUCUUCGUGGCCAUGGUGGAGUUCAUCUACAAGCUGCGCAAAACGGCGGAGCGCGAGCAGCGCUCCUUCUGCAGUGCCAUGGCCGACGAGAUCCGGCUGUCGCUCACCUGCCAGCGCCGGGUCAAACACAAGCCCCAGGCCCCAGUGAUGGUGAAGACGGACGCCGUGAUCAACAUGCACACGUUCAACGACCGACGGCUGCCCGGGAAGGACAACAUGACCUGCAACACCGGAUUGACACCCGUGUUUCCCUAGGGAAUGGGAACGGGGGGGCGGGAGGGAAGAACUGCGGCAGAUGAGGCUGGAUGCACUCUGAACUAGGGAAGAAAGGAUUAAGAGACAAGAGGAAUAAAAUACAAAAAAAAAGCCUGGUUUGGCUCAUCUCAAGAACAAGGCCUUUGCAACACAGCUGCAUCGAUCACCGGCAGAGGAGAAAUAACUUCAAAGCACGGACUGUAAUGUGGGACUUGGGGCUUUUCUGUUUUGUUUUUCUUAUUUUUCAUUGCUUUUUUUUUAACACUUAGAUCCCACAGGCCUCAUGGAGUCCAAACACACUACCAUCCAGGAGUCUGAUGUUUACAUACUGAAAACACACGGAGGCCAAACAGAGUUGAGCCAAACUGACCCUCGGUGGGUAAGGAGGAGCCCCCGAGCUCCCUCUUUAGCAUGGCAAUAAAAAGCGACACUUGGUCAGGUGUGGCGUGCACGGCGUCUGUGCGAGCAUUUGUCCCACAGGGACACACGCGGCACGCUUCGGCUGUCCGGGAAAGGUCCGUGAGUGCCGCAGUGGCCACAGCCGUGCCGGCUGUGGGAGCAGCUCGGUGACACCAUGCCCGGGGCCGUGCUGGCCGUGCCGGGUGAAGGGGACACGGCACCGCACGCGGCCAAUCCACAGAGCUCACCGGAGAGCCUGAGUGGAGUCCAGCACCUGGGCAGGGCUGGGACAGCGCGGUGUGCGCGGGGCUGCUGCCACCACCCACACCCUGUGCCAAACCCCAGCCCAGGCCCAGGCUGACAUCUCCAGGUCCUCUGCUCCUUCGCUCUUUCCGCAAAGCUCAGUCUCUCCUGCGAAGAACCGCAGAAUGCGGCCGACCCCACGGGCUCCCGCAGCGCAGGACUGGAGCUGUUUCCAAGAGGCAAACGGUACUGAUUCCCAUGAAAUUUGGCAGCACCGCUGCAUGUGCACCUGGAGCAGGAUAGGACCAUCUGUCUGGACCAGGACUAAACGCCCCCCGUGGCAGCAGAGACCUGAACGGCCAAGGCUCAGCCCGCACGGCCAGCGCUGGGCUGGGACGAGCAUCGCGGUGCGAGCCCAGCCCGACACCCCGGGAACCGCAGCCUGCAACUCCACCCCAUCUCAGCAAACACACACCGAAACGUUUUCAAGGAAUCUUCCGUGAACUGUGUUCUUUUUAGGUUGCUUAACCCAGAAGGCUGGUCCUGCAGAUGAAUUUAGUCAGAAUUACCAAAGACCCCUCUGCUGACCUAAAGUAACGCCCGAGUAACAUCGCUCGGCUCUGUCCCUCCACAGGGAACGGCACGUGUGGCCAGGGGGACACUCUGCGGAUUAAUUAAACAAACAGAAACAGCUCUGCCCGUUCUUACCCAGAGCAUCUCAUGGCGAGUAUUGCAAAGGUGCUUAAAAGCUCUGACUUAAACGCUGGUGUUGAAGAGAAGAGCAAUGUCCUGCCCUUGCACGCGUCAGGCUGACGGUGACGGAUGGUGCCCAAGCUCCGCAGCCCCAAACUCCAUCGUGUCGUGAGCACAGCGACCGCAGCAACCGGCACCUGAACCCACCUGCUCUGCCCUUCUGGAAAGUUGAUCCUCGCCCAAAGGAACAAACCUGUUUGUAGCUGAUUUCAGGGUUGGUUGUUUUUCCCCACCUGUCUCUUCCUGAGGCUCAGUUAGGAAGGUUGUCUUUGGAGCUGAUAAGAAUUAAUAAAUUAGCUGCAGGGGAGAUAGCUGUUCCCCUGCUACCGCAGAACAUAAUUAGUCCUUGUUUUGUUUUUUCCAUGAUGUAAAAAAGCAACAUAGUGACCCGAAACAGAAGAAGGUAAUUUGCCAUAUUUUAACUCAAGUAAAGAUAUGCAAAGAAUUUACAUUACAUUUUCACAUUUUCACAGAAACCAUGAAAAAUUCGGGGUGAAAGCUGCCAACUCGACGGGCACCAUAUUCUGAGUAAUUUGCUGACCAGACGCCUACAACAGAGGAUGGAUUGAAGUGUGGGUCCCUUUCCCAAAGACAUUCUUUCUGUAUUUCUUUGCAAUCCUUAGGCUUGUCAGAGUAGUAGGUUUUAUGUUUCCUUUACAGAUUUCUAAACUCUUAGAGAUUUUUACAGUUAAGGCAGAGAGGAAAAUAAAGCCUGAAACUGGCUUUAAAUAUCCAGAGAGAUUAAGAUACCACAGAAAAUAGCAUUCAUUUUGCUUCCUGGCCUAUUUUUUAAAAAUAAAUAAAUAUUACUAGUACCAUUUAUUCAUCCUUUGCACCAGUUCGAUUUGAUUUUGCUCGCAAACAUCCCAGAGUGCCGGAUGAGAAUGUGGAAUCACUGGUGCUACCUACCAGCAGGACCAAACCCUGCGGAUGAACCUUUUUCCUUCCCUGCACCCACCAUUACUCAGCCACGAAACAGCAGCCAACGUUGCGCAGCCACACUGGGGUUUUAUGUUUAAAUCCUGAGCAUUGAGAUGUUGGACACAUUCAGUGUGGGAGCUGGGGGCUCCCUGGGACCCCCGCCCGGGAACCGCUGCCUCCCCUUCCCAGCAGCUCCUGCUCACUGGGAACUGGGUGAACUGGUGCCAGCCCUCGGCCGCGCUGCUGGGACCCAGCGCAGCUCCACCGCAGGAGGGGUAAUCCGGCUGGUGGCUGCUCAGCUCGGCAGCACCUGGCUCUCAUGUCCCCCGUGUCCCCUGAGGUGACACAGAGGAGCCGCCCAACACUUCAGAGCAAUGCGCUGGGACAGAGCUGGUGACAAAGCCUCUGCCGGCUACUUGGGACCUGUCUGUGACUAUCGGCAACUCGCGUCUUUGAAACCAUCUGGCUUCCAGCUUCGUUUCAAUCAGCUCCAUCCUUCACUUGGAAAGACUGAAAAAGUGAGGAGGAAAUGAAGAAAACCCAGGUUUGGGCUAUUAAACUGUAUCUAAACUGUUGUCACCUCAGUUCACUGUCCCUCCAUCGCUUGCUUUGUCCUUCCAGCUCUCCCGUGACACAGGGAACAGCUUUGCUCAGCGUCGCUUUUCUGCUCGGAGUUGACCAGCGGCACGAGUCGGGGACCACGGCGAAGGGGAACCAGCAGCCCCAGCCCCGGGCAGCCCCUGCUCCCCCGUGGUGGGGUCCCGGUCACGGUGACAGGACCCCCCAGAUCCCGGCGGGUGUCACUGGGCACCCACCAAACGCGUGGGGACCCCAUCACCCAGCGACCGCGGGAGCGACGGCACCGGGGCUGGCGGGACAUGGGCAACACAAACCCCCGUCUGUACCUUAUUGGGACACGUUUCUCAAAAAAAGACACAUACACAAAAAAAAGAAAAACAAAAAAACAAAAAAACAGAAAAGAGUGGAAAAAAAGGAAAAAAAUGGUCUCCAUGACAUUCAGGGGAUUUUUUCCUUUGUGGACAUGCAGAAUUUCUAUGAAUAUAGUUUUUUGUAAACAUUUUGUAACAAUUUUGGUUUCAUAGUAACUGUGUUACUUGCUGAUCAUUCUAGGCCAAUGUAAAUAAAAUUUACAGAAAAAAAAAGAAAACAAAAAAAAGAAAAAAUUCCGAUUAUUUUCCUUUUUAAGACACUGUGAUAUAUCAAAAGUGCACAGUUUGCUGUAUGAAGUAAUAUGGUUUUAAAUUUUAAAUAAAAAAGAAUUUCUAGAAAAUAACAAA